Messenger RNA from Penicillium cinerascens, 1227 nucleotides. RefSeq names its product cobalamin-independent methionine synthase II family protein. The transcript has 2 exons. The record is from RefSeq and is a predicted model, not a curated record. Bases 1 to 1227 code for a protein of 408 amino acids. NCBI's taxonomy places the organism in Eukaryota, Fungi, Ascomycota, Eurotiomycetes, Eurotiales, Aspergillaceae. Gene Ontology annotation, molecular function: 5-methyltetrahydropteroyltriglutamate-homocysteine S-methyltransferase activity; zinc ion binding.
AUGGCCAGCCAGCUGCACAGUGCACCGCCCUUCCGGGCUGAGCAUAUGGGCUCAUUGCUCCGUCCCACGAACCUGCUGGAGGUGCGGGCGAAGAUUCGGGACACUGGUAUCUCCGAGGAGGAGGCCGGUCUGCACGCCGUCGAGAAGGAAGCUGUGCGUGAUGUCGUCCAGCUGCAGCGGGACCUGGGUAUCAAGGCUGUCAGCUCCGGCGAGUUCAACCGUACCCGCUUUUGGGGUCUGAUGUGGGAUGAGUUUGAGGGAACCAUUCGUCUGCAAGAUGCUGAUGCGUCCAUGUUCCGCCUGUACCACCCUGACGUCGUCAGUCUGAUCGAGAAGGACCGCAAGGUUAUGCCUGGUGACUCGGUCAUUGCCGGCUCCAAGCUAUCAUGGAGCCCCGCGAAGUCGGUCUCCAAUCUACACGAGCUGAAGCUCAUCCAGGAGGCCACCCCCAAGAGCGAGUGGGGCAACAUCAAGCUCACCAUGAUCACGCCCGCCUGGUUCCACAUGCGCUACAAGCAGGGCAAGGCAUACACCCCUGAGGCGUAUGCCAACGAUGCCGAGUAUUUCCAGGGUGUUGCCGAGGUGUACCAGGCCGAGUUGGACGCUCUGUACAAGGCCGGUCUGCGCAACGUUCAGUUCGACGACCCUGGCAUGGCGUACUUCUGCUCCAAUGCUUUCCGCAAGGGCUGGGCGGAGGACAAGGACAAUACCGGCAGCGUCGAUGACCUGUUUGACGCGUACGUCAAGUUGUACAACGACUCUCUCAGCAAAACCCCUGCCGAUAUGCACACCGGUAUUCACCUGUGUCGCGGCAAUUUCAUCGGUGGUCGGCACUUCUCCGAGGGCUCGUACGACAUCAUUGCCAAGAAGUUGUUCGAGAACCUGAAUGUCAACACCUUCUACCUUGAGUACGACACCGAGCGUGCGGGCGGCUUCGAGCCCCUCAAGUUUCUGCCUAAGAACAAGAACGUCGUCGUCGGUGUGAUUAGCACCAAGCUCCGCGAGCUCGAGGACAAAGAGGCGAUGAAGGAGCGCAUCUACAAGGCCGCGGACUUUGUGGCUUCGGGUAGUGGUGAGUCCCGCGAGGAGGCCUUGAAGCGCAUCUGCGUCAGUCCCCAGUGUGGAUUCAGCACACACGAGAGCGGGUAUCCGCUGAGCUUGGAGGACGAGAAGAAGAAGCUGAGUCUCGUGCGUCAGAUCGCGGAUGAAAUUUGGGGCGAGGCGUAG